AUGGCAUACAACGGCUCUCCAAAUCUGCAAAGCUCGACCAUACCCUCCAGCGCCUCUAGUAAUGAUGGCAGUAGCUAUCCCAUUAACUCACCGACUGGUCAACCUACCGACAAUACGCAAUACAUAGUUAACGACCCGAACGUAGCAUACGCUAUUGGUCCUGAUGGUAAUCCUGACUUAAACAAUCCUAUAUACGUCGCUGAUGAUGGUACCCCGGUGGUUCCGAUGGCUGAUAAUCCUCCAAUCAUAAUGACUCCAGCACCACCGCCACCGCAGACAUUCUGGACCAAGGAAGUCUUUAUUGCAAUUUUUGGAAUAGUAAUUGUUCUAAUCGGCGGUAUAUUGUUGGGAGUAGCAAAUUCAACGGCUAAAAGUUGUGUCAAAAAUUGUGAGAAUCAAUAUCUCCUCAAUUAUGAUUUUUAUAGCAGUGAUUUGGAUUAUUACGACUGCCUUAGCAAAUGUCAGAGUCAAUACAAUGCUAUGAGAGGUUCCGGUAUUGCGCUUUUGGUUAUUGGAGCGAUUGUGCUACUGGGAGAUGGAGCUUUCAAGUAUAUCUCACUCCAGCAGGUUCAACAAUCAAUGCAACAACCGCAAAUGCAGCAAAUGCAAAUGCAAACGUAG
This is a messenger RNA of Paraglomus occultum, 621 nucleotides long. The record is from the annotation of a GenBank genome assembly. Lineage: Eukaryota; Fungi; Glomeromycota; Glomeromycetes; Paraglomerales; Paraglomeraceae.